AUGCGCCUUACAAUUGAUUUAAUUAGAAAAGCUCCGCAGUUUAAUAAUGCAAUUCUUCAGCGAGAGAUCGAUCUGCGUGGGUUAUCCAUUUCUUCACUUGAUGAAAAUGUUUUAUUACUACUAGAGAAUCGUUUUGAUGUGGUCAAUCUUACCUCAAACGUGUUGACUACCCUAGAGUUUUUUCCUCUAAGAAGCCUGCAUGGUGCGAAGAAGCCAAUUAUGAAUCGUGUGGUGACGUUGAUUGCCCAUCGAAACAAAAUUCGGAAGGUUAGCGUUGGCUCUUGCGUGAUGGCGCUGCCCAACGUCCGCCAUUUUCUUGCCGAUCGCAACAACUUUAGUGCAGUGAGAGAUUUAUACUUUUUGCGCUUUUGGCAGCAGCUGGAGAUUGUUUCGUUGGAGGCGAAUCCAGUAUUAGAUCGAAACACGGAAAACUACGACAAGCGGAAAAUAAGAUUGUUUGUGCUUUUCCUUUGUCCACGUCUGAAACUCAUUAAUUAUUCACGCGUGACGCAGGAGGAUCAUCGAGAAUGUGAGGGGAAUCGGAAGGAGUUCAAAGCCCUUGUGGCCCAAUGGGAGCGGGAAUUGAAUGGAACAGCCACUGACUUUGAGAGGGGCAAGAAAAUCCGAAAGAGGGGAAGGGAGAUGCGAGACGUCAAUGCGGGUGGUGUGGGUGCUCCUAUUAAUACCAACGAUUCCCUACCAGCGGUGGGCGGCAACCAGACCGACGCCGAAGAAGAUGCAAUGCCGAUUACUACCGCAGAUUCUGGAGUAAAUAGGGAGGAUACUGAGUACGAAACCUUGCAGAGACGUUUGGAGGAGCUAGAGGCUAAGAUUCUCUCCGAGGACACGACGCCGGCAGAGAUUAGUGCCAUGGAACAAGAGUUUAAUGAGAUCACGAUGGAGGUUGAGCGAUCCAAGAAACGUCGUAAAAGCUAA
Phytomonas sp. Hart1 is the source of this 936-nucleotide messenger RNA. Lineage: Eukaryota; Euglenozoa; Kinetoplastea; Trypanosomatida; Trypanosomatidae. The record is from the annotation of a GenBank genome assembly.